Messenger RNA from Oncorhynchus gorbuscha (pink salmon), 2583 nucleotides. RefSeq lists its product as uncharacterized. The transcript has 2 exons. The coding region runs from base 232 to 2583 and encodes 783 amino acids. The record is from RefSeq and is a predicted model, not a curated record. Lineage: Eukaryota; Metazoa; Chordata; Actinopteri; Salmoniformes; Salmonidae.
CCUGUCCCCUCUCCUCCCUGCCUCUUCUCCCCUGUCCCUCCUCCUCCCUGCCUCCUCUCCCCUGUCCCUCCUCCCCUCUUCCUCUCCUCUGCCCAAACCCCAGCUCUUUCUCUCUCUUUUGUAGUCAAACGCCGGAGGGUGGAAGAGCAGGAUAGGUGUGGGUCUCCUGAACUCUACGAGGAGGAGGGAAGGUUUGGGGAUAGUUUGGAGUUGGACACUCAGACUGAGAGAAUGAUUCUACUACAAGACCAGAGAGAGGGGAGGGAGAGAGAGUGUGCUAACUCACAGCAUGAGAGAGGAAGGAGGGAGAAGGGUGGAGAGGAGGAGAGAGGGAGGGAGAAAGGUGGAGAGGAGAGAGGAAGGAGGGAGAAGGGUGGAGAGGAGGAGAGAGGGAGGGAGAAUGGUGGAGAGGGGAAAUCCACCGACGUUAACCCACCGAACCCCUCAACAGUCAACAGUAUCCAUGGCAACCCCCAUACCUAUGGUUUCCAUGACGACGCUGCGCCCAGGUACAACUUCUCUCUGACUGACAGCCAGAUGGAACAGAUCCUCGACAACCAGAUCUUGGCAGGCGAUAAUGAUGUCGAUGAUGAACCCUUCCCACCCCCUAACGCACAUCGCUCCUCAGUGACCAAUGAGAACAGUCUAAACGGCAGUAGCAGCUUCCUAUUCGACAGCCUGUACGACAGCUCUUUAUUGGCUGGGUUUAGCCACGACUCUCACCAAUCAGAGGAAGAGAAGGAGGGGACUGUUGUCAUGGAGACCAGUCUCCUGUCCAACCAGCAGCGGCAACGCAGCGGGCUCAUAGCCAAUCAGGAGGCAGAGGAACAGGAGGCCGUCCAAUGGGGCGAGUCGUCCUUCAACCUAUCAGAGUGGGGCGACUCUCUGCUGGUUGGAGAGCACUUCCUAGAGAGGCGGAGCCUGCUGAGACACACGGAGGGACUUCAACACGAACAAGACUACGGUCAGACCGACAGACCCCAACCUGACCAUGGGGAAACAGAGCAACAAGGACCUCAACCCAACCACAGCAAUGGUCAGACAGACGAUCACGGUCGGGGAAAAUACACACAUGACCAGUGUUUGACGGAGCGACCUCAACACAAUCACAGUGGUCUGUUAUAUGAAUCCAAAGACAACCAUAACCAGACAGACAGACUGACACAGAACACUGGUGGAGAAGAGGUGGAACCUUCCUGGUCAGAGAGACGGGGAGAGAAGAGGAGAGAGGGGAUGAGAAAUGUAGUGGGAGAGGAAAGGGGAGAAAAAGGAGGAGAUGGAGGGGUUGAGAAGGAGAGAGAUGUGAGAGGUGUUGCAGUGUGUGAGAGCAGGCUGUUGAAAAGACCUGCAUCACGGAGAGAUGGAGGGAGAGAGCGAGAGGAGGAGAGAGAGAAGAGGAGAGAGACUGAACCCUCCCUCCUCUGCAGCCCUGGACUCCAGGACAUCUUUGAUCGUUGGCCUAGUAUGUCUGACCAGCCCUCCCAACACCCUCUGCUGCCACCUGCUCACACACUCAUACACACUGCUGUUGACAACCAAGACUCAGAGGACAGUUUGACUGGUCUGACUGAUCUAACAGCACUGGUACGUGCUGAGGAGGACAGAGAGACAGAGGACAGUUUGACUGGUCUGACUGAUCUAACAGCACUGGUAAGUGCUGAGGAGGACAGAGAGACAAAGGACAGUUUGACUGGUCUGACAGCACUGGUACGUACUGAGGAGGACCGAGAGACAGGAGAGACCAGUGUGAGAUGGGGGGAGAUGAGGCAAGCCCUGAGGGAGAAAGAGGGGGAGAGACGAGGGGAGACAGGAGAGAACAACGUGAGAUGGGGGGAGACAGGGGGACAACUGGGAGAGAGCGAAGAGGGGAGAUCAGGUGGGGCUCAUGGGGACCUCAUCCCCCCAACUCAAGAAACUGUUAAACUGACCAUCUCCUCUGUCCAAUCACCUCACAUUAUGAGGACUAUCAACCAAUCACCUUACACCACUAGGACUAUCCACCAUUCACCUCUCACCACCAGACCUCACAACCAACCAACUCAUAUUUCCCAUCCUCUCAACCAAUCAACCCCCACCCCUCGACCUAUCCACCAAUCAGCUCACUCCUCCCACCUCCCUGAUCAACCAGCAGUCUCUGUUGGUCCCCAGUUCCUGAAACCAGAUCACAAAACAGACCCUAAACCGCCCCCCAAAAUAGAUACCAAACCUCCCCCCAAAACAGACACCAAACCUCCCCCUCAACCCAAAACGUUGCAAGACUCUCCUCCUGUCCUCUCCCCCCCCUCAUCUCUGACUGACGAGGGCUUCACCCUCCAGCUCUCCCAGGAUGCAUCUCUCUCUCCCAGCAGCCCUAGCGGUGGGCUGGCCAUCAUAGACGUGGCGAGCGACAGAACACUGUUCUACACCUUUAUAGAGGAGUGGAGGAGGAAGGAGAGGUAUUCCCUCGUUCCUGUCUGUCAAACGAAAGAACAAGGAGGAGACAGAGGGAUUGGAGGGAGGCAGAUGAGAGGUAACUACGCACGCAUAGACACAAUCACACCAGGGCUACAAUUUCCUUGCGGAGGCCCUAUUGAGUGGCUGUAA